Humulus lupulus (European hop) is the source of this 495-nucleotide messenger RNA. Its product is annotated as UDP-glycosyltransferase 87A1-like. Bases 1 to 495 code for a protein of 164 amino acids. The transcript has 2 exons. NCBI's taxonomy places the organism in Eukaryota, Viridiplantae, Streptophyta, Magnoliopsida, Rosales, Cannabaceae. The record is from RefSeq and is a predicted model, not a curated record.
AUGAAUGAUCAGCUAACCAUGGUCUGCCACGUGGUGGCAAUGCCCUAUCCAGGUAGAAGCCAUAUCAACGCCGUGAUGAACUUGUGCAAGCAGCUAUCCUCUCGGGUCAAAUACGACAUCCUCAUCACCUUCGUCGUAACGGAGGAGUGGUUCGGGUUGAUCGGGUCCGAUCCGAAGCCCGAUAGCAUCCGAUUCGCCACCAUACCCAACGUCGUGCCCUCCGAGCAUGUUCGGGCAAAUCAGUUUGCUGAUUUUUUUGAGGCUGCCGCAACCAAGUUGGAAGCUCCCUUUGAGGAGCUUCUUGAUAGGCUUCACGGGCCUCCGGUGAGGGCGAUCAUAGCAGAUAGCCUUAUGGCUUGGCCCAUCAAAGUCGGGCAUCGUAGGAAUAUUCCGGUGGCUUCGUUCUGGCCACUCUCCGCUUCUAUGUUUUCAGUGCUGUAUCACUUUGACCACUUCGCACAACACGGCCAUUACCCAGUCAAACUCUCCGUUUAA